AGCCCCCGCUCAGACCCGCGCGACGGCGGCGGCGGAUUUUCCUCCUUUUCACCCCAAAAAAUCGAGGGGAAAAAAAGAAGAAAAGGAAAAAAGAAAAGAGCUUCCACCCGCAACAGCUCCGCCGGGGACUCCGCGACGCUUUUUUGGGGGGAAAAAAACGCCGUUUCCCCACUGAGGAGAAGAAACCACGCACCCCCCCCCCCCCGCUCGCCGGGAAGGCAAAAAACCCCAAAACCUCUUUUUUUUUGCUUCGAUUUUUGCAGCGUUUCUCCCCUGAGGAGCCCGGCGUGGGGGGGGGUGUGUGUGGGGGGGGAUCCCACGGAGCACCCCAUGGCUCAGCCCUCCAGCUGAGCCACGCCAGCAUCAGCCGGGACCCCCCACUUCGGGGGUGCCACGCGUGUCCGUGUCCCCCAAUUCUCACCGAAACCCUUUUUUUUUUUUUUUUUUUUUCCUCGCCCCCCCCCCCCCCACCCGCCGAGAUGUUCAGCUGGAUGCGCAAAAACGAGAAAAAAAACCCCGAGAUCGUCCGCACCGUCACGGAGGGGUUAAAAAACCUCUACAAAAAAAAACUACUCCCCGUGGAAGAAUUUUACCGUUUCCACGAUUUUCAUUCCCCGGCUUUAGAAGAAGCGGAUUUCGAUAACAAACCCAUGGUGCUGGUGGUGGGACAAUAUUCCACCGGGAAAACAACUUUUAUCCGGUAUUUAUUGGAGCAGGAUAUCCCGGGAAGUCGCAUCGGCCCCGAACCCACGAGUGAUUCUUUCGUGGCCAUCAUGCACGGCGAGACGGAGGGGAUCGUCCCGGGCAACGCCCUCAUCGUGGAUCCCAAAAAACCUUUCCGCAAACUCAAUCCUUUCGGGAAUACUUUCCUCAACCGGUUCAUGUGCGCCCACCUCCCCAACCAGGUGCUGGAGAGCAUCAGCCUGAUCGACACCCCCGGAAUCCUUUCGGGGGCCAAGCAGCGCGUCUGCAGGGGCUACGACUUCCCGGCCGUGCUGCAAUGGUUCGCCGAACGCGUGGACCUCAUCAUCCUCCUCUUCGACGCCCACAAACUGGAGAUCUCGGACGAGUUCUCCGAGGCCAUCCGAGCCCUCAAGGGCAACGAGGACAAGAUCCGGGUGGUCCUGAACAAGGCCGACAUGGUGGAGACGCAGCAGCUGAUGCGCGUCUACGGGGCGCUGAUGUGGUCCCUGGGGAAGGUGUUCAACACCCCCGAGGUGCUGCGCGUCUUCAUCGGGUCCUUCUGGUCCGAACCGCUCCUCAUCGCCGAUAACCGGCGGCUUUUUGAGUUGGAGGAGCAGGACUUGUUCCAGGACAUCCAGAACCUGCCUCGAAAUGCCGCCUUGAGGAAGCUCAAUGACCUCGUUAAACGAGCGCGGCUCGUCAGGGUCCACGCGCACAUCAUCAGCCGCCUGAAGAAGGAGAUGCCGUCCGUUUUCGGGAAGGACAACAAGAAGAAGCAGCUCAUCGCCAAACUGCCGCUCCUCUUCGCCCGCAUCCAGCUGGAGCAUCACAUCCCGCCCGGAGACUUCCCCGACUGCGCCCGCAUGCAGGAGCAGCUGCUGGUCCACGACUUCGCCCGUUUCCCGGGGCUGAAGCCGCGGAUGCUGGAGGCGCUGGACGAGCUGCUCACGGCCGACAUCGCCGCCCUGAUGCCGCUGCUGCGGCAGGAGGAGCUGGAAGCGCCGGAAGGCGCCGGGGUGCAGGGGGGAGCGUUCGACGGCACCCGCCAGGGCCCCUUCAGCGGGACGGCGGAGGAAGACGAAGAAGAAGGCGGCGGCGGCGAGGAAGAGGACGAGUGGGUGGUGACGAAGGACAAGGCCAAAUACGACGAGAUUUUUUACGGUUUGGCGCCGCUGGGGGGGAAAUUGAGCGGGCGUCGGGCGCGGGGGUGGAUGGUGAGCAGCAACCUGCCCAGCUCGGUGCUCGGCCGCAUCUGGCAGCUGAGCGACGUCGACCGCGACGGCAUGUUGGACGCCGAGGAGUUCGCCUUGGCCGGGCACCUCAUCGGCGCCAAGCUGGAGGGGAGGGGGCUGCCGGCCGACCUGCCCCCCCGCCUCGUGCCGCCCUCCAAGCGUCGGCCCAAGGGCUCGGCCGAGUAAGGCGCUCGCACGAGCGCGUGCGAAGCGUGCGGGGGGGGUGGGGGGGGUGGGCGGGCGGCGCGUCCUGCUGUAAUAAAGGAGGAGGAUGAGGGA
Grus americana (Whooping crane) is the source of this 2195-nucleotide messenger RNA. RefSeq names its product EH domain containing 2 (gene EHD2). Gene Ontology annotation, cellular component: cytoplasm; plasma membrane. The coding region runs from base 480 to 2102 and encodes 540 amino acids. Gene Ontology annotation, molecular function: calcium ion binding; GTP binding; protein binding. Gene Ontology annotation, biological process: endocytosis; endosomal transport. The record is from RefSeq and is a predicted model, not a curated record. NCBI's taxonomy places the organism in Eukaryota, Metazoa, Chordata, Aves, Gruiformes, Gruidae. The transcript has 5 exons.